Messenger RNA from Ictalurus punctatus (channel catfish), 3558 nucleotides. RefSeq names its product POU domain, class 5, transcription factor 3 (gene pou5f3). Lineage: Eukaryota; Metazoa; Chordata; Actinopteri; Siluriformes; Ictaluridae. The transcript is spliced from 5 exons. The coding region runs from base 1040 to 2461 and encodes 473 amino acids. Gene Ontology annotation, biological process: regulation of transcription by RNA polymerase II. Gene Ontology annotation, molecular function: DNA-binding transcription factor activity, RNA polymerase II-specific; RNA polymerase II cis-regulatory region sequence-specific DNA binding. The record is from RefSeq and is a predicted model, not a curated record.
CACACACACACACACACACACACACAAGUUGGUUACAAGUUAUUAGUAGAGUAUUUUGGGUUAUGAUUAGGGUGUGUGGGUGUGUGUGUUGGGUUCCCCCCCAUACAAUUUUCCUGUAAAGGUAGGCCUACAUCAAAAUCUUUGUUUUCUAAAUAUCACCCUGGUCGGCUAUUUAAGCCGACAAUUCCUUGACUCAAAAACAGAUCAUUCUGAUGUGCACAGUUUUCUAUGAUCACUUGAACCGACCCUUUUUCUAUGGAUGUAAAAAAAAAAAAAAAAAAUUCAAUAUGAAGGACGCCUAAUUAAGAGGAAAUUAUUGAAACAAGGUCAUGUGUCGUGCAUGUUAAACACGUUAGCUAGUUUGCAUUAGAAAUCCCAGUGCAUGGAGGUCAAAGUUUAGUCAAGCUCAGAGGACUAUAUACAGGGAGCACGUGAUCUACACCAUGCUUUAUAUGAGAAGCAACGUUUUUUGAAAAUCUUAAUAUACUAUAUGUAAUUAUUCUUAUAUAAUGAGAUGGAACAUAAGUCGAUACUCCUUAUACACGUUCACCACAUUGUGCACGCGGUACACUGUGUCCUAUGAGGAGUCAUUUGGGUUUCGUUUACAGGAAUCAAGUUCAUUCACAAAUACCCCAUCAGCUGAGCUCUAUUGUGUGUGAUGACCAAUGGGAGGUGAGAUCAUUAACACUCCUGCCUCCAACACGGAUUGAUUAGGGAAAAGCUGGGAGCAGGCUGCAGUCCACACUCAGAAGUUUGACCUUUUGGAAGAGGGUGGUAGUGAGAUGAGGGAGGAAUUUAAUUGAUGGGGCUGUUCACAUUUUAAACACAGUCUGAAACUCGACUGGACAUUAUCUAGAGCUGUGAUACCGUGAUCUAUUUUUAUUUUUAUUUUUAUUUUAUUUUUUUUUAGUUUAAAAAAAAAAAAAAAAAAACACAAACAACUACUAUUAGCAUGGACCUGGUUAACACAGCUACUUAAUAGCAGCUCGUUGGGGACGUUUUGUGUUCUUCGUUUGGUGGGAUCGCUUGAUUUAGGAGGAUGUCUGAUCGCCCAGAGAGUCCUCCAGAAGACUGCGGUAACCGCGCAUACGAGCUCUCCAGGCCCAUGUCCUCGUACUCCUCAGCGCUGGGACAUGAAGGCCUGCAGUUUCCGCACAGCAUGCUCCAAGAUCCGGGCCUGCUCUUCAAUAAGGCGCCCUUUAACGGCCUCAAUGCUGCCCACACGCAGACGUUUUUCUCUUUCCCGUCGGUCGGAGGAGAUUUCAGGCACAACGACGCGCAGGUGGGAGAUUUCUCUCAGCCCAAACACUGGUACCCGUUCACGGCCCCUGAGUACACGGGGCAGGUGGCAGGGGCCACUGCGGCUACACAGCCCGCCAACCUGAGCCCUCCUAUAGCUGAGACCCGGGAGCAAAUCAAGAUACUUGAGGUUAAGACCGAGAAGGACGGGAGUGAAGAAUACGACGGCGCUGAGACCAAACUGCAGCCUCAGUUCCUCGGCCCGGCGACCUCCGUGCCCGCCGGCGUGUACUAUUCCAGUUCUGCUCCGUGGACUCCAUCUUUUUGGCCUGGUCUCUCUCAUAUCGCAGCUCCGACUACCGUGGCCCAAGCCCCGCCGACCCCGUCUGCUUCCUCCCCUUCUUUGUCACCGUCUCCACCAGGGAACGGCUUCGGAAGUCCCGGUUUUUACAGCGGAGCCGCCGCGCAGAACGCCGCCGCCACCCAGGUGCAGAACAGCGCCCGCAGCAGCGGCUCCUCCAGCGGCGGCUGCAGCGACUCCGAGGAAGAGGAGAACUUGACCACGGAGGAUCUGGAGCAGUUUGCCAAAGAGCUGAAGCACAAGCGCAUCACCCUGGGCUUUACACAAGCAGACGUGGGACUUGCGCUUGGGAAUCUCUAUGGGAAGAUGUUCAGUCAGACGACCAUCUGUCGCUUCGAAGCGCUUCAGCUCAGCUUUAAGAACAUGUGCAAGCUCAAGCCACUGCUCCAGAAAUGGCUGAACGAAGCAGAAACUUCAGAAAACCCGCAAGAUAUGUACAAAGUUGAGCGGGUUUUCGUCGACACGAGAAAAAGGAAAAGGAGGACCAGCUUGGAGGGUUCAGUCCGCACUGCCCUCGAGUCCUACUUUCUCAAGUGUCCCAAGCCCAACACUCUGGAAAUAACGCACAUCUCUGAUGAUCUCGGCUUGGAGAGAGAUGUGGUGCGCGUGUGGUUCUGUAACCGCAGACAGAAGGGCAAGCGGCUGGCUCUGCCCUUCGACGAAGACGGUGCUGAAGGGCAGUACUACGAUCAAAGCCAGACGCCACCUCCACACAUGGGCGGCACACCGCUCUCGGGUCAGGGUUACCCGGGACCGGGCCACGCCAGCGGCAUGCCAACGCUGUACAUGCCACCUCUCCAUCGAUCGGAGGUCUUCAAACAGGCCCUUCAUCCCGGACUAGUGGGUCAUCUCUCUAGCUAAGCUAGCUGUGUCUUAGCCUUUACCUCCUUUCCAACAACUACAGGAUGAUGCAGUGCUACAAAGGAGGUUGCUCAAUCGCUCCAGGCGAAAUAGACUUCCUCUUAUGAAACAAUGCUGCAUUCAGCUCGCUUUAUCGCUCUAAAUAUUUUCAGUGGUGUUGAAAUCUGAGCCUUCCUGGUUUGGAAAUGAACACUUUAGCAUCGUAAUGCAUACUCCUCAGAUCUGAUCAGAUUUUCAAAUUUAAGCCGCUCGAUCAAAUGCAUUUGCACAAGUCGUUGUUUUUGUUUUGAAACAUGAUUUUAAUGUUUUUUAAAUGUCCCCCCCCGAAAACCACAACCAAAUUUCCUUUGCUGUGUGUGUGUGUGUGUGUGUGUGUGUGUGUGUGUGUGUGUGUGUAUAUAUUCAUCAUUCCCUUCCUAUUUUUUUAAAUGAACUUUUUUGUUUUGUUUUUUGUGGCUGAUGGGUAAGAAGAAAAGACACAAGUCAAAGGUUUUGAUCGCUUUUUAUUUUUAAAUCCUUAUGGAAAAGUCACAAAUUUGGUAUGUAAAAAAAUGAAGUUGGCCGUUGAAAGGGCAUCAAACACUGCUUCCUCAAGGCUGUAUUUGAUAACUUGCCCCUGUGCACGUUGGAUAGAUAAAUUUUUUUAAUGAAUUAUGUGCCUUAUUUGCUCGUCACAUCUCGAUGAAGACUCUCGUCUACGACCCUGUAAAUGAUGUGAAAUGUGAUAAUUUAUUGCCGAGGUGCAGUGAGGUCUUGUCUUAUGAAAAUCGACAGUACAUUUCCUCACUUGGUGUUUUAGCAAUUAAAACAAUUCCUUUUGACGGUUCAAGUCUGCUGUUCUUGUCCUUACAGAAGAAUGCUUCAUGAAUUACAGCCUUUUUAGAGGGUAUAAAUCAUCAGGUGGGGUUUUUUUUUUUUUUUGUCUUAAAGAGGCGGAUGUUUAUGACUGGUUGAAGACAUUGGUGUAGGUGGGGGAAUAUUUUCUGAAUCUGAAAUUAAACGUCAUGUUGAGAAUGCUUGAAUGAUGUGAUUUUUUUUUUUAUAAAGAGCUAGGUAGAAACCGGGAAGGAGGGGGUUGGUUCACUGAGUGAGAGUGG